GAGCACUCUUCCAACCAUUUCUUCGCGACACACAGUCUGAGAUUUUCUGGAACCGCCGGCGCGAAUCUCGCCGGAAUCUGACACACCGAUUGCCGGAGAGAAAUUAGUGUUUAUAUUUAUUUAUUUAUUUAUUUCUAGGAUUUUUAUAGAGAUCGAGAAGAUUUAUGGGGAAGAAGAGAAAGUCUGUGGCUACGAGCCUCGAUGAGGUUGAUCGAACCAUGUACUCGACGUUUUGUAGCGCUGCGAACUCGCUCUCUCAGCUCUACACGCAGGCUAUGAAUCAACAAAAACUCAGCUUUCAGGCCGGUGAACGCCAUGGAUUGGUGGAUUAUGUUUUUUUUGUCUACUAUGAAGCAUCCCAAAAAGAGGAAAAACUUUAUCAGUGGAUUUUGAGACAACAAGAGGGAGGAUCAAGAGUAAACACUGUUGAUAUACUAGCCCACCUGCAGACUGAGCUGGACUGUUGUGGAGAGGAGCCAUCAAUGUCACCCAGAGCGCUGCCAACCCAGAAUCAGCAUUCACAGCCGACAAUGCACUUGACAAAUUCAGGUAUUUUGGUCUCUUCAGGAUCAUCAGGUGCACCAAGUGUCGGGCAGGGAUUUCACUGUGAUCAGCAGUCCAAGAACUAUGUUUUCUCAAAUGCUCUUUCAAGCCCUGUUCGUCUCAGCCUUCAGAAUUAUCAUAUCGCUCAAGGAGGAAAUGGAUUUAGAAACAAUGAACCGACCUUUGUGCAACACCAGAACAGAGAUUCUAAUUCCUACAACUCCAAUGAUUCCUCCAUGGACAUGCAUGCAGAUAGUCCCGGUAAUGAUUCUACUUACUGAAUAUUCUUAGGUAGUCUGCAUCGCAAGCUUGCUUGUUGAGUGCUGGUCAGAGUGUUGGGACUUGGGGUACUAUUCAGCUCUGUUGCUGUAUUGUUUAGGGCAGUCGCUGCAAGGAAAGAAGGCACAACAUGGAAAUGGUUUCUUCAUACAAAGAAUAAACAAAAUCAUUGAAGAAUAAACAAGCGGUCAUGGUGUCUUGUUGGGAAUGUGUCGAUUAGAUGUAGUGUGUGUCCUCAUGGGGGUAGAAUGAAUCUUUUGAUUAGCUCCGAACCUGUUAAAUGAACCUUUUUCUUUCUUCCUGUUGUCAGUUUGUUUGGGUCUUCUAUGUUUUAUGAUAAGUGUUUCUUUCUUGUAGGUUCUGAAAUAUUUGAAUUGAUGUUGUUCAUUGCAUCUAUCUUAUAGUGAUGUCUUUCUUAUUAGUUUGUGA
Camellia sinensis is the source of this 1251-nucleotide messenger RNA. RefSeq lists its product as uncharacterized. NCBI's taxonomy places the organism in Eukaryota, Viridiplantae, Streptophyta, Magnoliopsida, Ericales, Theaceae. The record is from RefSeq and is a predicted model, not a curated record.